Molecule: messenger RNA, 675 nt
Organism: Gastrolobium bilobum
Lineage: Eukaryota; Viridiplantae; Streptophyta; Magnoliopsida; Fabales; Fabaceae
Exons: 3
Coding region: 1-675 (224 amino acids)
Source: RefSeq, a predicted model, not a curated record
AUGUUUAAUGUCUUGUUUGAUUCUGGUGCCACACAUUCUUUUGUUGCUGAUUAUAUAGCUAAAGCAUUUAAUCUGAUUGUGACAAAAAUGAGAACUCCUAUGCGUUUUGUUACGGCUGUGGGAAGCGUUUUUGAUGAAAAGUAUAUUUGUAAAGAUGUAAAAUUUAAGUAUGAUAGUAGAGAGUAUUUUGCUAACUUUAUUAUCUUACAUCUUGCCUCUGUGAAUAUAAUUUUGGGAAUGGAUUGGUUGUCUAAGUACUGUGUGAAGAUUGAUUGCUGCAGCAAGACCAUUUCUAUCUCAUCUAAUGAUGAAGAGGGGGAGUCUUCUUAUCUGUCUGUCCUUCGGGUUGCAAAAGCCUUGAAGGAAGGAGAUUCUGGAUUUAUUCUGUCGGGAGAGAGGGAAAUUGAAUUCUCAAUUGACUUGUUCCCUGGUGUGGGGCCUAUCUAUUUAGCCCCAUACCAUAUGUCACCAUUGGAAUUAUCUGAGCUAAAGAAGCAGAUUGAAGACUUGUCCAGUAAGAAUUUUAUUAGACCAAGAGUGUCUCCGUGGGGAGCCCCAGUGAUAUUUGUUAAGAAGAAAGAUGAGUCUAUGAGAUUAUGUACAGAUUACUUGGAGUUUAACAAGCUACGUCAAGUGGUUGCUUAUGCUUCUCGGCAGUUAAAGCUGCAUGAGUAG